Molecule: messenger RNA, 878 nt
Organism: Cervus elaphus (red deer)
Lineage: Eukaryota; Metazoa; Chordata; Mammalia; Artiodactyla; Cervidae
Gene: EIF3K
Product: eukaryotic translation initiation factor 3 subunit K
Exons: 8
Coding region: 185-841 (218 amino acids)
Biological process (GO): regulation of translational initiation
Cellular component (GO): eukaryotic translation initiation factor 3 complex; cytoplasm
Molecular function (GO): ribosome binding; translation initiation factor activity
Source: RefSeq, a predicted model, not a curated record
CACGCGGCAGCCGGAAAGCGUGGCAGCUGCCGCAAGACCCAAAGCACGAUUCACCACCCGCGGGGCUGGAGAGAAAACAAUUACGUAGUUUCCGUUUCCACCGACUCUUCCUCUUCCGGUCCUCGAGGACGCUUUGCCGGCAGGGUCUUCGGCUGUAGCCCUGGUGUGGGAGGCUGCAGCCGUCAUGGCGAUGUUUGAGCAGAUGAGAGCGAACGUGGGCAAAUUGCUCAAGGGGAUUGACAGGUACAACCCUGAGAACCUGGCCACCCUGGAGCGCUAUGUGGAGACACAGGCCAAGGAGAAUGCCUAUGAUCUGGAAGCCAACCUGGCUGUCCUGAAACUGUACCAGUUCAACCCAGCCUUCUUCCAGACCACGGUCACCGCCCAGAUCCUGCUGAAGGCCCUCACCAACCUGCCCCACACCGACUUCACGCUGUGCAAGUGCAUGAUCGACCAGGCCCAUCAAGAAGAACGGCCCAUCCGGCAGAUUUUGUACCUCGGAGACCUGCUGGAGACCUGCCACUUCCAGGCCUUCUGGCAAGCCCUGGAUGAAAACAUGGACCUCCUGGAAGGUAUAACCGGCUUUGAAGACUCUGUCCGAAAAUUUAUUUGCCAUGUCGUGGGCAUCACGUAUCAACACAUCGAUCGCUGGCUUCUGGCUGAGAUGCUCGGGGAUCUGACAGACAGCCAGCUAAAGGUGUGGAUGAGUAAGUACGGCUGGAGUGCCGAUGAGUCAGGCCAGAUCUUCAUCUGCAGCCAGGAGGAGAGCAUUAAGCCCAAGAACAUCGUGGAGAAGAUUGACUUUGACAGUGUGUCCAGCAUCAUGGCCUCCUCCCAGUAACUUUGCAGCCGUUUAAUAAAGGUGUGUUGACUUCUUA